This is a messenger RNA of Cuscuta epithymum, 1567 nucleotides long. Lineage: Eukaryota; Viridiplantae; Streptophyta; Magnoliopsida; Solanales; Convolvulaceae. The record is from the annotation of a GenBank genome assembly.
AAAUAUUUUCACAAAUGGUGAAGUCACUCAUGACAUCCACUCAACAUGAAAAGUCUUCUUCGUAAUUUCGGAUAAUGUUUUCCGGACCUAGUCAGAUUCGCGAACUUCCCUGAAAUCCAUCCAAGUACAUCCAACUAACACCAGGUGCAAGUUAGUAAUUAAUGAAAGAAUGAAGGGCACGUUUAUAAUUUCGUAAACUAUUUCCCACGUUAAAUAUUUGCUCAGCGGUCUGUAGUUUAUACACCGCUUCCACCGAUCGAUUAUCGUUUCAUCUGACCGAGUAAAGCACAUUGCAUCGGAAAAUGGCCGGAAAAAGUUCGAUUCUGAUCAUCGGAGCUACCGGAUACAUCGGCAAGUACAUCGCCGAGGCGGGUCCCAAGGCCGGACAUCCCACAUUCGCCCUGAUCAGAGAAUCCACUCUCUCAAACCCCGACAAGUCCCAGGUCGUCGAGAAAUUGAAGAACGCCGGCGUCAAUUUCAUCACCGGUGAUUUGUACGAUCAUGAGAGUUUGGUGAAGGCGAUAAAGCAAGUGGAUGUGGUAAUUUCAACGGUGGGUCACUUCCAAUUGGCUGAUCAGCAUAAGAUCAUCGCUGCUAUAAAAGAAGCCGGAAACGUCAAGAGGUUUUUUCCAUCAGAGUUUGGGGUUGAUGUUGACCGGGUAAAUGCAGUGGAGCCCGCAAAAUCAGCAUUUCAGGUCAAAUCUGCCCUUCGUCGUGCCAUUGAAGCUGAAGGAAUACCCCACACUUUUGUGGCCAAUUUCUUCUUUGCCAACUACUUCCUUCCAAAUUUGGCUCAGCCAGGUUCUACCACCGCCCCUACAGAGAAGGUUGUUAUUCUUGGGGAUGGCACACCUAAAGCUGUUUUCAACAAGGAAGAAGAUAUAGCUGCAUAUACCAUCAAGGCUGUGGAUGAUCCAAGGACUUUGAACAAAAUCCUUUAUGUCAGGCCUCCAAAAAACACAAUUUCCUUCAAUGAUGUUGUUUCCAUCUAUGAGAAGAAGAUUGGCAAAACUCUUGAAAAGGAAUACGUACCCGAAGAACAAGUUCUCAAGAACAUUGCAGAAGCUGGAGUGCCAUUGAAUGUGGUGCUGUCUAUUAGCCACUCUGCAUUUGUGAAGGGAGACCAUAGUAACUUCAAAAUCGAAUCGUCUUUCGGGGUGGAGGCAUCGGAGCUUUAUCCCGAUGUUAACUAUACAACCGUGGAAGAGUUCAUCAACAAAUAUGUCUGAGAUAUAUAAUUGCAUGCCGACUAGCUAGGGCCAUCCCCAUAUCUCUGAUGUGUGUUGCUGCUGUGUAUGGCUUACUAGUUUCUUGUUUCAAUAUCCUAGUCCCGGCCAACUACUUUAGUUUUCCCUUGUAAUGUUUACUUUCAUUAUCAGGCAAGUGUUUGUAUGGAUUAUUAGCCAUGUAAAUCCAUGUCAUAAAAUGCCAUAUUUCGAAUGUAACCUGUUUCUUUUUUGUAUUUUGUUCUAAAGUAAUAAUAUCAAUUCCAUUAGCGUUUUGAGUCUUCAUAUUUCCUUAAGUUCUGUAUCUUAUACCUAAUUAAGAUCUCCAUUUUUCUUCGGAA